Messenger RNA from Sycon ciliatum, 1657 nucleotides. RefSeq lists its product as uncharacterized. Bases 155 to 1309 code for a protein of 384 amino acids. Lineage: Eukaryota; Metazoa; Porifera; Calcarea; Leucosolenida; Sycettidae. The transcript has 3 exons. The record is from RefSeq and is a predicted model, not a curated record.
GCCGAUCAGAUCCGUUUUUCUUCCUCCAAGUACAGCAGAAACUUGCGUACCUACCCGAUAUCACCAGUUACCAACUUCCCUUCCGCUCAGUUAGCAGGUAGAUAGCCCCAUAGAUCAAGUAUCGGACAACUAGAACUAUAGGCCUACCCUGACAAUGGAUGUCCCUGAAUCAGUAGCGAAUGGACUGGAAAGUGUAAAGUUUGAUGUGUGGCAAGACAUCUUGUUGACAAUGUUGUCUAUUCAAGACAUAUUUCAGCUCUGUGGUGUAAGCAAAUCCAUGCAACGGUUGCUGCUGAAUGAGUACACGUUCAGACGACUUUGUGUGCAACGCUAUCAUCUCAGUCCACAUUUGAAAGUGCCAUAUAUUCGAGUUGCAAAAAUUAUGUUUAUCGCUCACAAAGUAGCCAGUAUUGCCUUCAACGUCGAUGAAAGGAUAUUUAAUACAGACAAUACUUUUAAAUUGAUGGUGAAAAUGUUUGUCCGAAUAUUGAGCCUGGCGUUGAAGCCAUUCGCCUUUGCUAGCCUCAGACCGAGCUGGACAAAUGCUGCUUUACUUUAUCCACUUGUUGAAGGGAGUAGCUUGUACUCUCUGGCGGCUUCUCUGUUCUUACCGAACAUUUCUUCAAAUAAACUCCUGAACAGAUGCACGCCUAUCAAUCCAGAGAGACCGGUAGGCAGAACGAAGUACCGGCUAAAAGAUGUAACGGAUGUAUUGCUCGAAGAUUGUGGUUCGCUGGAACAGUACCAAGAGGCCAUCAUCACCAAUUUGGACGAAGAUAUCCACAAACUGGAGGAAUACAUGCCGUCUGCGAAUCGAUCAUCGAGGCUUGUUGGGCUUGCAAAUGGACUUCACAGCUUGGCCACGAUCGAAACAAGAAUAUGUUCAUACCUGGAAUUUGAUCGCUUUAAUCACUCUGCAUUCUUUCCUUUGGCAUGGACGUAUAAUCCUUAUUUGCAAUGGGCUUUUGUACAUGAUAUUAAUCACAAAUUGGAUACUUCCAACCCAGUGAUUGUUACUGAUGAAUGGAUUGACAUGUUUUCAGAAGUCACAAUCAAUCAUUCCGUUCUCACCCUUCUGAUAACGCGAAAACUACGCACUUCUCAGGCAGACGAUUACUUCACAGCUAUGAUAGAGUACGAAGACGGAUUGAGAUGUUUGCCGCAGUCCAGACGCCCCAAUCGUCACGACUUAUACCUAGGCUUGGGAGACUUUCUCCUUUCGUCGUCACAAGGACAGCAAAAUCAUAUUGAAUGGACGAAAGCGGAAUUGGUCGAAGCUAUGGUGCGAUAUGGCAAUGAACUACUCUAGGCAAGCAGCUACCCGGCCGUGGAGUACGAAGAGCUGAGAUAUAUCCUCACCAGCUCAUUUGCAUUAUUCACAACAUAUCUUUCAUACCCAAGUAGUAUCAAUGUCUACCUCUAUUUGUGAACAAUGCUCACCUUUGGUUCUGCCCAAUUUCCUCUUACUUAGUUUGACGUCAUUAAUAUCGAGUUAAGAACCUUACAAUUUUAUAUUGUUUCCAUGCGCUCUAUUAUUAUGUGUGCAUAUGAAGUUUAACAUGUGCGUAUUUUACCUACUGAACAGCUAACGCUUGUCAUAAAUGCGAUAUUGAUUUUGACUGUAUUACCCCGUCCCUCACAAAAAUCAGACAACAAA